Molecule: messenger RNA, 5078 nt
Organism: Passer domesticus (house sparrow)
Lineage: Eukaryota; Metazoa; Chordata; Aves; Passeriformes; Passeridae
Gene: SLC26A1
Product: solute carrier family 26 member 1
Exons: 9
Coding region: 1312-3453 (713 amino acids)
Biological process (GO): transmembrane transport
Cellular component (GO): plasma membrane
Molecular function (GO): secondary active sulfate transmembrane transporter activity; chloride transmembrane transporter activity; bicarbonate transmembrane transporter activity
Source: RefSeq, a predicted model, not a curated record
UGAAAAGGUUAGAAAUGGUCACUGUGAAACUCUGACACCUGUGGUACUGGGAGGAUGUGAAGCAGGCACUACUCCUGUAAAAUGCAGAUUCGUGGAACAGGCUGGGGAAAUCAGUUCUGCACCCUACGUUAUGUGGGGACAGGUUCAACAAAGAAGCAGAACAAGAAGUACGCAGGCUGACUGAAAACCCUCUGCUCUACUCAGGAAGCAGCACUGCUUACUUUAAAGCCUGCUUUUGUGAGCAUAGUCUCAGUCCUUCUUUCAGCAGUGAGCGUGCUGUAUGUGAGGGGAAGAGAGAGGCAGACAAAGCACCAACAGCUUCCUGUGCCGAGAAAGCUGUGAUCUUGAGGUACUGUGCUACUGGAUGCUGAUACGAGAACGUCUGUGGAACUACUGCAGCUACUUUGUGCCUUUGAUCUCAGUUUCUCCUGGAAACUGUGCAACAGUUUUUCAUUUAACAAAAAAAUCAGUAACAUGACUCUCCACAUAUAUACACCACUUUCAGCUGCACCAGGUACUUGUCACAGCUAGAAAAGGUAUGUGGAAUGCAGAGCAUAGUGGAUUGGAAGGGAGUGGAUGCCUACUUUCAGUGCUCCCAUCUUUCCUAUCAAAAUGCAACCAAAUGUGUACUUUUUAGGCACAUCACCUAUUUGCUAUGAUAUAAAGGUAAAUUACAGAGCAAUUGAGGCUUGAGACCAUUUUAAACAAUGCAGGCAUUAGGCUUAAGAGUUUUUUUAAUUAAUUGAAUUCCUGAACUUCCUACACUUGCACAGAAGGAAGAACAUGCCUACUCCAUUUGGACUACAUACUUUUGAAGAUUUGAAAUUAUUGACUGUGACCCAGUAAACAAACACUUUUAACUAUGAUUCUGAGAUUAAAUGUCUGUAUGUGACUAAUUUAGCAUUAAUUUUUUAACAGUUAGGUUACCGGAUUUGAAUUGUACGCAGCAAUGCCAUGAAUUUUUCUGAGAUCAUCUGAAAAUCCUCAAGUAAAUGUGUUAACAACGUCAAAUACAUUUUAUGUUUUUACAUCAUUUAUUUCAUAAAUACUUUUGUUCAAUUCUGCUUUUAACCCUUUACAGUUUUUUAGGCAACUGAAACUGUGCAUCAGUUCAUAAGGAUAAAUAGAGGUACUUUAGCAAAGGGAAUAGAAGUGGUUGACAAGAUCUUCCACAACAAAGAAGUAAGCAACAGGCUUUUGAGCGAUGUCUGGCUGACGACUUCCAUUCAUUCCAACGUGCAAAAACAGAGCUGGUACAUUCCUGUCAAAAAGCUAUCCAGGAACACGUUAAAUGAAGUAAAUACUGGGAAAAUGGAAAGACCACUUGAGACUACCAGAAUGGAAAACAACACCUCAUCCUGCUUUCUCAUGAAAAGAAAGACUCAUGUCAAGAUUAACAGGAAAGAAAUCAUGCUAGCUAAGCUGAGAAAGAGCUGUGCCUGCACACCACAGAAGCUGAAGAACUUUCUUAUGGACUUCUUUCCUGUUUUACGAUGGCUUCCCAAGUACCGAUGCAAAGAGUACAUUUGGGGGGAUAUUAUGUCUGGGUUAGUGAUUGGGAUCAUUUUGGUGCCCCAAGCAAUUGCAUAUUCACUGCUGGCAGGUCUGAAGCCCAUUUAUAGCCUUUACACAUCCUUCUUUGCCAACAUCAUCUAUUUCUUAAUGGGCACAUCCCGUCACGUCUCAGUUGGCAUUUUCAGCUUGAUAAGCUUAAUGGUGGGACAAGUUGUGGACCGAGAACUUCUCUUGGCUGGGUUUGACUUGAAUGAUGAUGCCCCACCAGCCUCAGGUGAUGGCUCUCUGCAAAAUGACAAUCUGUCCAACACAACUGCCUUCAACCUUACCAUUGCGGGGAUAAAUGCCGAGUGUGGGAAAGAGUGCUACGCUAUUGGCAUUGCUACAGCCUUGACAUUCAUGGCUGGAGUGUACCAGGUUCUAAUGGGGAUCUUCCGUCUAGGUUUCGUAUCUAUGUACCUAUCUGAGUCCGUACUAGAUGGCUUUGCAACUGGUGCUUCCUUAACCAUUUUAACAGCUCAAGUGAAGUAUCUUAUUGGAAUAAAAAUUCCACGUAGCCAAGGGCAUGGGAUGCUGGUUAUUACCUGGAUUAACAUUUUCCGGAACAUUUCUCAGGCUAACCUUUGUGAUGUCAUCACAAGUGCCAUUUGUAUCGUGGUGCUGGUCACUGCUAAGGAACUCGGAGAUCGGUAUAAGCAUAAACUGAAAUUUCCUCUUCCCACAGAGCUGGUAGUUAUAGUUGUGGCAACACUGGUGUCACACUAUGGUAAAUUAAAUGAAGUGUAUGCAUCCAGUGUUUCUGGAGCUAUUCCAACAGGAUUUAUCCCUCCAAAGGUACCAGAGUUCAACUUAAUGCUCCGAGUUGCCCUAGAUGCUUUGCCUCUUGCCAUAGUCAGUUUUGUCUUCACUGUAUCCCUUUCCGAAAUGUUUGCAAAGAAAUAUGCUUACACCAUCCGAGCCAAUCAGGAAAUGUUUGCUGUGGGGUUCUGCAACAUCAUUCCUUCCUUCUUCCACUCUUUUGCAACCAGUGCAGCUUUGGCAAAAACACUCGUCAAAACAUCUACAGGUUGCCAGACUCAAAUCUCUGGAGUAAUUAGUGCAAUGGUGGUUUUGCUGGUGCUGCUGUUCCUGGCACCUCUCUUCUACUCCUUGCAAAAGUGUGUCCUGGCUUGUAUUAUCAUUGUGAGCCUUCGAGGAGCCCUGAGGAAGUUCCGAGAUGUGCCAGCACGGUACCGUAUGAAUAAGGUGGACACACUUGUUUGGGUAGUUACCAUGGCUGCCUCUGCCUUGGUCAGCACAGAAAUAGGGCUGUUGGUUGGCAUUGUUUUCUCCAUGUUAUGCAUCAUUGUUCGGACCCAGCGGCCACGGACAGCCCUGCUCGGUCAGAUUCAAGACACAAGCUUUUAUGAGGAUGACUUAGAAUAUGAAAAUCUCUCUACUGUUCCAAAGGUCAAGAUAUUUCGCUUUGAGGCCCCACUUUACUAUGCAAAUAGAAACUACUUCCUAAAGUCUCUGUAUAGAUUGACCAAUUUAGAUCCUAAUCUAGAAGCUGCUAGGAGGAAGAAAUAUGAGAAGAAGGAAAAGCAGCAUCUGAAAAAGGGAAACCACAGAACUGCUAAUGGACUGGGCAUCAGAGAAACCACUUUGCAACUAGUUCCUAAGCAAAUUGAUUUCCAAGCCCUUGUUGUCGAUUGCUCUUCCAUCUCAUUUUUGGACACGACUGGAGUUAAUACUUUGAAGGAAAUCCUGAAAGACUACAAGAAUUUAAACAUUUCUGUUCUCCUGGCUUGCUGCAAUCCCUCAGUGAUAGACUCUCUGAAAAGAGGGGGUUACUUUGGAAAGGAUUUUGGAUGUAUGCAGGAAAUGCUAUUCUACAGUAUACAUAAUGCUGUGAUGUUUGCAAAAGACCAAAAGCUUUCAGCAGACUGCUCAGUUUAACCCUGUGUCUUCCCUGAUGAUUCAGUACAAAGUAACAGCUAGAGAGGGGUAGUUUGAAAAAAGUAAAUUAUCAGACACACUGUUGGCUGUGUAAAGCCAUUCCCCCCAAAGAGUUCCACCUUAUGUCAUAUGCCACACAGGGCAGCCACUGGAGAGGUAGUCCAGGACAAACAUGGAAAGGUUAGACCACCACCUUCACUUUAAAAUGCAGGUGAUGGCACUUUGAGAUUGACUUGUCCAUAAUACCAUGAUCGUUUGUGACCCAACAUGGAUGUCAGGACACUGCUGUGAUGGAAGGCCUGCCCAGUGCUGCUCUCCCAGUGAUUUAAUGGCUGGUUUGUGUUAAGAAGGCUAAGCCACUUCCAUGAAAAUGCAAUCAAUAUAGCAUUCUGGAUACAUAAUUGUUUAAAUUGUGGCUUGCAAAGCCCUAUUCCUUCCAGUCAUUCUAUGUGUACUCCUAGACAAGUCCCCACUGUUUGCAUAACAAUAAAAUGUAUAAAAUAUUGUGGAAUGUAGAAUAUCUCUCCUCCUUCAUCAUACAAGCUUAAUAGGAGAAGAAACUAUAAUCCAUCACAGGUUCCUCUCAAAAUGACCAUUUUCAAAAAUUGCUGGUUUUGGAGUUACAGAAUUCAUCCAUUCUAUUGGAUUAAAUCUGUCAUAAUUAAGUUACUGAAGGCUGUGACACCCCUAAUCAUGCUGGAAAAAAUAUGACUCUGAUGCGCAAAUUUGUAACUAGAAAAAGAUAAACAGGAUUUUUAAAAAUGAAUGGCUUUAACUGGCAGCUACCCAGCUAGUUUGCAUCCUGUAAAAUAAGCUGCCUCUGGUAGACAGAAGCAACUAUAAUUCAGGGAUACAUAAGAACCGUCAAACAUAAAACCUCAGAGUUGUGAUGCAGCACAUCACUAUCUUCCUACAAAUGCCUGCCUGGGUUCAAUGAAAAUAAGGGUAGGGUGGGAAGGUAAAUCUGCAAGUUUUCUUGAAGGGGAUUGAUGGAUCAGUCAGAACUGCCUGGCUGGUCCUUUCUGACGCAAUGCUAAUGAAGUAUUACAAGUAACAUACAUGGGUCAAGUAAACGGAGCAAUGCUUUGUAACUUGUGCAUCCCUCUAUGCUGAAAAACUUUCAUCAUUAUUUGUACAUACUACAGAUGCUGUGGGGGUUUUGUUUGCUUGGUGUUUUCUUCCUAUCAUAUUAAUCUUUGAGAUUUGAGGUCUACUAGACCAUGUUUUCUGGGGCUGGUUACUUUCUAUAAUAAUUUGCUUUAACUGCUAUUCAUUAUGCUUUAUGUCAUCAGUUGUAUUGUUGUAUACGUACGUUCUCUCUUCACAAAUAGGAAUAGACUUGGAUUUUGAUUGUAACACAGUAUGCAGCUCUGGCCCAUGGCAUGGGCAGAAUAUUCUGUUUCGUACUCAAGUUUAUAAUUACCUGCAUGAAAGAUAAGACAGCUGUGCUCACUCUCUCUCCUUUUUUAUGUCAGGUUCACACACCACCAAGCAUGGUAGGAAAUUCUAUCACAGCUGUGCCUCUCAAAACUAACAGAUUCUAGAAAUAGGUUCCAUAUAUACAGAAGCCAUUUCUUUGCCCUCCCAUUAAAAAAAAAAAAAGUCAAACCAACACAUCAUAUGAC